Molecule: messenger RNA, 1044 nt
Organism: Penicillium daleae
Lineage: Eukaryota; Fungi; Ascomycota; Eurotiomycetes; Eurotiales; Aspergillaceae
Exons: 1
Coding region: 1-1044 (347 amino acids)
Biological process (GO): dGTP catabolic process
Cellular component (GO): nucleus
Molecular function (GO): dGTPase activity
Source: RefSeq, a predicted model, not a curated record
AUGGCGUCACAGGUAGCUACUGGUGUUUUCCAAACCAUCGAGACGGUCGACAAAGACAAAAUCAUUAUCAGAGAUAAGCUUUAUGGAGAGCAUGCCAUCACCGAGCCUGUGCUGAUAGAACUCCUCCAAAGCCCCGAGCUGGCGCGGCUCAAAGGUGUCUGUCAACAUGGGGUAACAGCGCUCCUCGGCUUUGGCCCGAAAGUCACCCGCUUCGAACACUCGGUCGGUGCAUUUUUGCUUGUACGCAAAGUCGGUGCAAGCGUCGAGGAGCAGGUGGCAGCACUUCUUCAUGAUAUCAGCCACACGAGUCUCAGUCACGUUGUCGAUUACGCGCUGUCUCAACCCGGAGAAGACAGUUACCACGAGGUCCACAAGUCUCGAUAUCUGAAAGGUACUCAAUUCCCUCAAAUUCUUACCCGGCAUGGCUUUGGAGAUCUCAAAGCCCUCAAUGAGGAACUGUUCCCGCUGGUGGAACAGCCAUCACCUCAUUUAUGUGCUGACCGACUGGACUAUUCGCUCCGUGACGCGCUGGCCUUUGAGAAAUUCAGCCUUCAAUACGUGCAGCAAGUGUUUGAGUCGUUGAAGGCGUUCCCUCACCCCGCAUCUCCUAGUCGUUUACUUGUUCUGGAAGACCCCCAGCUUGCACUAGCUCUUGCUCGCGCAUACUUAGCUACAGAUCGGGACGUCUGGUCAAAUCGAUCACAUGCCGAUAUCUACAAAAGGACAGGCCAAAUUAUUAAAGAGUUGGUUCAAUCGAGACGUGUGAAUGAAGAAGCACUUUGGAUUUUAUCCGAUGCGGAUUUUUGGGCGUUACUGCGUCGCGAGGCCUCCCCAGAGCUUCUGAGUGAAUUGGACAAGCUCGAGACAGAUGGUCUGCCUGACGAGAACAAGCUACGACUUCCACGAGAAACGAAGAUUAGGACCCUUGAUCCAGAUAUUUGCCAAGGCACUGAAGGUGAUCCCUUGCCUUUGUCGGUGGUUCAUCCUGAAUGGGCUGUGGAGCGCCGGCAGUACAUUCUGAGCCGUGAAUCAACACGAGAAUAG